CCUUAGGGUUAGACCCUUGUGGUACGCUGCCAGACAACCACACACACUACAUAAGCCUCUGGUUUCAGCCCUCCUAUUACAACCCCAUCAACGCAGCAAUCGAUCUACCAAUCAGUCAAUCAAAGCAGAACAAUGUACUCAAUCAACGCCGUACGAGCCCUGGUGCAAACAUACCACACGGGCGCGAACAUCUUCGUGAAGGGCUGGGAGCGCACAUCGAAGGUCCCAAGCCUUAGAAAGAUCACCAUUAAGGAGGUGAAGCUAGGUGACGACGGACACAACGGCGCCGUCGUCCUUGUCGUGUCCACCGAUCCCCCGAGCGUCGUUGACGCCAUCUGCAAAGUCUACGACGACGCGUUCACUCCAAACCGCACCAGCAGCUGGGAAGAAGCUCCACCAACCCCAACUGAGGCCUUCGAGAAGGAGAAGGAAGCGUACAAGAAACUCAGCAAGAAGUCCAGCCUCCCCUGCGGCAUUACCCCAGAAUACUACGGCUGCGGAAAGAUCCAGGUAGACGGCGAAUACCGACCCAUGAUCCUCCUCGAGCACGUCCGCGGAAAGCCGCUCCACCAUGUCAACCCAAGGGCCGAACUCUCCGCCGAGCAGCGCCAGGAAAUCAUGCGCAAGAUCGUCGAGGCCGACAGCGACAUCCUGUUCGGCGCGAACGUGCGCCACGACGACCUCGCGCCGCGCAACAUCGUCGUCGAGACCGAGCCCGUGACGGAUGGGAACGCGAACGCGAACGCGACGCAGAAGAUCAAGAGCGACCCGCGCGUCUGCCUCGUCGACUUCGCGCAGUCGACGUGCUUCACCAAGAACAUGGGGACGGACUAUAAGAACCCGCUGUUCCGCUGGACGAUGUGCGUAGCGCCGUGGACGGACUGGGGCUGGCUGGCGGACAGCGAGGAGGAGGGGAAGCAGUGGAUGUGGGAGACGUGGGGGGAGGGGGGGAAGGACGGGAAGUAUCCGCGCGUGGUCAAGGGGGUUUUCCGCGGGCAGCCGGAGCCGGUGCUGAGUUCGGAGGGGGAGUAGUGCUGGCUCUGGUACUUGUCCUGACGGGGAGGGGGGAGUGUGGAGCUCCGUGGGAGGGUUUCAGGGAGAAAAGGAGCUCUGUAUUGAGAAGUAGGGGCGCCAGAGGGCCCUAUAUAUAUAC
Messenger RNA from Trematosphaeria pertusa, 1153 nucleotides. RefSeq lists its product as uncharacterized. Bases 133 to 1032 code for a protein of 299 amino acids. The record is from RefSeq and is a predicted model, not a curated record. NCBI's taxonomy places the organism in Eukaryota, Fungi, Ascomycota, Dothideomycetes, Pleosporales, Trematosphaeriaceae. The transcript has 2 exons.